Messenger RNA from Phanerochaete carnosa HHB-10118-sp, 1103 nucleotides. RefSeq lists its product as uncharacterized. The record is from RefSeq and is a predicted model, not a curated record. The transcript has 8 exons. Bases 52 to 1032 code for a protein of 326 amino acids. Lineage: Eukaryota; Fungi; Basidiomycota; Agaricomycetes; Polyporales; Phanerochaetaceae.
AUUAUCUCGGGCCUCGUCCUUCGUGGCAUUCUCACUCUCAGUCUCGCCACCAUGGCUGCCCAAAUGCCCCUCGAUCAGGUUUUUAUUGUCUCCAUUUGGAUGGAGGCAGUCCUAUACGGGUUUUUACUCGCGCUCACACUAGCGUCGGUGUAUAUUAACUUGGCCUUGCACCGGCACCAGAGUACUCACAGUCGUAUCAUGUUUGGUGUUGGCGUCGUCAUGUGGGCAAUCGCCACGGUCCAUCUUUCUCUCAACUGCUAUCGUUUGAUACAAGGCUAUGUCAUCCAUCGUGAUUACCCCGGAGGGCCUUCAGCUUGGUUCAGUGUCCUCUCGUCAUGGGAUCAUGUCACCAAGGAUACCUUGUACGCUACGCAGGAGAUUCUUGGAGAUGCAAUUGCUAUAUAUCGGGCAUGGAUUCUCUGGAACCAGGAUUGUAGGAUCUUAUUCCCCCUCGUAGUGUUACUCAUAGGUGGCACGAUAUCUGGCUAUACCGUCUGCGGCACGUUUACUGAGGAACAUGGAACGUCAAACAUAUUCGACCACAAGCUCAAAUCUUGGAUAUCUGCGUUCUAUGCAAUAUCCUUCGUACAAUCUGUGCUAACGACAGGUCUCAUGGCCUAUCGCAUCUGGAGCACUGAACGGUUUUCGGCAAAAUAUCGUUUAGACAACAGAAGUCUCUUGCCCUAUUUGCGCAUCCUCAUUGAGUCCGCUGCCCUUCAGCUGAUAGCGGAGCUCAUCGUACUCGCUUUGUAUGCUUCCGGGCGCAAUGCGCAAUACAUUCUCCUUGAGGCCCUCACACCCGUCGUGGGAAUCACUUUCAACGCAAUCACCAUCCGUAUUGCGCUUCGCUCGUCUGAAACAUUCAUGAACAUGAAAGGGGAGCCGCGUCAGCACACGUCGGGCUACACCACGCGCCCAAUGCGGCAGACCAUUGGUGGAUCUGCUAUGCCUGCGCAGGCCAUCACGAUCAAUAUCGACCAGGACAUCGAGACAGAUGCUCGCAGUGAUGCCGAGGAACUCGACCGAAAAUAAGCUGAAGCUGCUUCGGACAGUACCUCCGUGCAUUCUCGUCAGAACUUCGAUGACAGCAUACCUAUACCACG